Oncorhynchus mykiss (rainbow trout) is the source of this 6651-nucleotide messenger RNA. The record is from RefSeq and is a predicted model, not a curated record. NCBI's taxonomy places the organism in Eukaryota, Metazoa, Chordata, Actinopteri, Salmoniformes, Salmonidae.
GUACUCUUAGUUUGCAAAACAUUUGAAGUACUAAAAUAAUGUGGGAUAGGGGUUGUGGUGGGCAAGACAAACGGUAGGUACUGCAGACACUUCAUUUGCAGUUCUCAAAACUGUAAAGAACAAAGAGCAUGGAGGGUAAAGGAGAGCUAGGCUUAUUUGUUUUGGGAUGUCGUGUUCGUCUGCAGUGUACCAGUGGAAAUCGAUUUGUGCAGGCAAGACUACGAAUACAGGAAAAGGGUGAGGAAGCAGGCAAGACCAUUAACCAUACAUAGCAGGCAUGGAGGAAGAGAACGGAAAGACACCAGAGGGAAAAAACUGAGAUAAAUAGAAAUUGCAAUAUGGAGACCUGAUAGUGGCCACCCAACAUGGCAAAUCAUAUUUCCUCUGGUUUUACGAGGCUCGCUCCCAGGCCCUGUAAGGUUUGCAACCUUUAAUGUUCCAUAACACCAUGCUUUUAAGGUAGCACUGUUUUCUUAGACGGUUGCCAUAGCAACAAUGUCAUGCCAAAGUGUAGCGGCUUACAGAAGUGUGAGGCCUGGCGUGGUGCCAGGCUAGUGAACUGCUUCCCCAGGCCAACGCAAGCAGACAGGGGCCUUGAUUGCACUCAGGUAACGACAACAAUCAAGCCGGGUAGGCCUGCACCAGAAAUAGCUGGCAGACGGCUGAGCAGACAGAGAAAGCACAGAAGGGGACAGAGGCAUGGGGAUGAUAAACUGAACUAACACUGGUAGGAUGUGCACAGCGAAUGUCUCCCAUUUGUUUCAUGAGGCCAGUCUGUUCUGACACCUAAGUCAAAUAUAAAAUGUGCAUGGUUUUCACAUUCGGGUGCACAAGCUGUAUCCCUAAGCCCAGAAAGAAAGUGGAGACACGUUAUGCAAAUUCAAAAACACUUGUGAUAAAACCUCGGUUUUCAUACGUAUAAAACGGCUGUCUGCGUCUACAGCAGCUGGUGGGGAUAGCAGUGCCCUGCCUGCCUGGUUUAGCCCCUCCCCCCUGCACUCUGCAGUGCUGAGGCAUCCCUCUGUGUUCCCAUCCAUCAGCAGCCUCUACAAAGACGAACCCACUGUCCUCCUCUCCUCCAGCUCUCUCCUCAGUCCUUUUUUCUAACUUUGAAAGUGCACAGAUGCAGGCGAGAUAAAUAAGCUAUAUGUAGUCGCCGAUAUCUCAUUGAUCAUGCUGCUAUAUACAAACAAGAGCAUAGCAGGCUAAUUGUGUUCAUGAGGCAACGCACUGCAAUGUACACAGACGUGCUGACAAAGAGCGAGAGAGUGUUUGAGUGUACACGGUAGCACAAAGAGAAAGCGCCUGUGUGCAUAGGCAUGAGACAGAUGGCGAGUGUGAUGUGACGUGUUUGAAAGUGAGCUACAGAUCCAGCUUCCCUGUAAGAUACAGUAUGAAUGGUGUCGGUGUGGAGGUCGAGCAGAAAUGUGAUUGUGGGUGCGCUUUGUAGUAUGGUUGAAGUUGUAUCGCUGUAACCGAGCUAGCAGGCGUGCAGCCUAGGCGUUUUCUCUGAUCUGUGCAGCACGGCGUAGGGGUGUGUGAUGUAGCACUGAGCCGCUCUGUCUUACCGUCCUCAGCCAUGCUUAAUAAAGUUGCCGUUUCCUGCUUGGCGACUGCAGAGUAGAUGCCGCUGGACUCAAGUUGCCCGGGCAGCAGAGAGGCAGCAGACAGACCCAUAGUCCAAUCUAGCUAUUUUUAAACGUUAAUGUGGGAAUCCUGUGGUCAAUGGUCUGAGAGCUGGGGCAAGCCAGGACAGGACUGGGUGGAAGAGGAGAGAGCGGCGUACUCGACCAGGACCUAGGGAGAGGCAAAGGACGUGGACGUUGGCGCUGGAGUGAGCAGCGUAGAAAGAGAGAGGGAGGGAGUGAGAGAGGGAGAGGCAAGAAAGACAACAGCGAAAGCUCUGCCUCUAACGGCACCACUGGGCAGCGACAAGUCUAGAAAAAAAGUGUAUACUUUCGCCUUCCUUUCAAAGUUUUACAAAAAUUCUUCUGUACAGUAGAGGGGACACUGUGUAAUGUUUUUGGUUCGUCUUCUGUGUCAUUUUCUCUGAUUCGCAAAGAUGACGGUGGCGUCUCCCUGCACCCAGGGCCUGGUGGACAGCUCCCAUCCCCAGGCGCUCCUCAGCAGGCUCAACGAGCAGCGCUCCCAGGGCCUCUUCUGUGAUGUCACCAUUGUGGUGGAGGAUGUAAAGUUCCGGGCCCACCGGAACAUCCUGGCUGCCUGCAGCGGAUACUUCCGCAGCGCCUUCACCUCCCCUGAGGUGUGGACUUCCAGCCAGGUGCUGGAGCUCAUGGACCUGAGGUCUGAGGUGUUUGCCAGCAUCCUCAACCUCAUCUACUGUUCCAAGGUGACAUCAUCACCUAGCACAGAGGACACUAGAUGCAUGAUGGCAGCUGGAAAAAGACUGGGGAUUCCCUUCUUAGAGAAACUUGUGGAACAAGACAGGAAGGACUCAGGUGGGCCAAAGAUCCAGACCUCAACCAACCCUGUUAAGACCACAGGCCGUAGUAAGGCCCGUGGGCCCCGUAAAGCGAAGGAGAAGAACUCCAGGCCAGAUCAGCCAGACAGUGCAAGAGGCCCGCGGAUCACCAAUGCUUUCUCUAUCACUGAGGUGGGUCCCGGGAAUAACCUCUUCACCCCACUAGACCUGCACAGUGGGAAGAAGCAGUCACCUGACCUUGGACAGACCCCAGCGGGCUGCCCUGCCCCCUUCCCCCUCGCGGUGGACAAUGAGCCCAUGCAGGCGCUGUCGGAGCACUCCUACGCAGUCAUCAGCCAGGGACCCAGGGCAACUGAGUACAGGGCUGGCAACCAGGAGGACAACAAGAAGGGCACCAAACCCACACAGUCCCAAUCAAGGCAACUGACCAACAGGAAUAGUGUCCCACUCAAAAAGCGACACAGACUACGAGCCGCUUUGAAUAAAAGCACACCUCCAACACUGGCUGUAGCACUUGAACCUGUGCAUCCUACUGGAAGCAGCCCGGCAUUAAUUAAGCCCACUGUACAACCUGUGGGAACGUCACCCCCAUCAUUAUACCCGCAGACAGAUGUGCAUACAAGCAGGGCCAAUGAGCUGCCUCUAGCCAUGGAUAAUGGCUACAGGGAACUGGACCCACCUCCACUUUCACCCCACACAGAAGAUAGCAUAUCAAUCUAUGGCUGUGAGCACUGUCCAGAGAUAUUCACCAAUAAAGCACUUCUCACAGUACACACAGAAAUGCACAAAAAAAGGUUUGUCAGUCAUUUGUUUUGCAAGUUUUGUCACAGGAAGUUCAUGCAUUUGAAGCGGUUGCGGAACCACGAGACGGUGUGCCCGAAAGCACAGAGGGGCUCGCCUGAACACGAGCCCCAAGGCAAAGAGGACGGAGCAGACCAUUAUUCAGACAGCAUGCCAAGCAUGGACAAUACAGUAACUAAUGUCCAGUUAUCUCUUCCUGAACUCCCUGACCCUUUCCCUCCAACCAGCCUCCAAAUGAACCCCACCUCAAAAACACUGCAGGCUGUAGAUAGGUUAGUGAAACCUAGUGGAGGCCAGAGGGUCUAUAACUGCAGUGUGUGUAAACGGGCAUAUGUGACCGUCUCCAGCCUGAAGCGCCACGAGAAUGUGCACUCCUGGCAGAGGGCGUACCCCUGUCACUACUGCAAUAAAGUGUUUGCCCUAGCCGAGUAUCGCACCAAACACGAGAUCUGGCACACAGGUGAGCGUCGCUACCAGUGCAUCUUCUGCUUAGAGACCUUCAUGACCUACUACAUCCUAAAGAACCAUCAGAAGGCCUUCCACGGAAUCCAUCCCAGAUUGUCUGUGAAUAAGAAGUCAGCAAAUGGUGGAUUUAAGGGCAGCGUUUACCCCGUCAAACUCUACAGGCUUCUGCCUAUGAAGUUUAGAAAGAGACGGUACAAGACUUACAGUCAGACCUAUUCAGAGGAGCUGGAGGGCAGCGAGCAGGCCCCACUGGGAUGCAGCUCUCCCAUCCUUCCAUUUGAAGAUGUAGGCGCUAUGGGUAAGCAAGAUGCUGCUUUAUUCUCAAUGCCUGUGACAUUCAUGGCCACUCCAAAAGUGGUAGCAUCAGUAAUGCCACGCAUCAGUUUUGAUCAGCCCUGUCACCAAGAUGUAGACCAAGAUGCAGACCAAGAUGCAGGCACAGGAAAACAGGCCUCUCACUCCAAACAUAAUGUGCCUCCAUAUGGCUAUACAACCCCCUUGGCCAUAAUGCAGGCAGGUGGGGAGUCCCCUGCACUGGACUAUGGAGAUGGUGCCGCAUUCCAAGGGUUUAAGAACCCGGAGGGCAACAGUCAUAAUCUACCGUUCCUAAAAAUCAACCCACCCAGCUCUCUGAACAGGCUAUGUGAGCUCUCUGCUGCAGCACAGAAAAUUGAAGCCAUGACCAGUCAGCUUUUUCUGCCAGGGGCUGAGAGCCUGGUCACUAGCAAGACUGCAGGGGGGGAAACUGAAACAUACAUUGCCACGCCUGCGUGUCCAGGUCCCUCCGUGGAUGGUCAUGUUCUGCCACUCUGCCAGAUCACAGUGAAAAUUGGCAACGAGGCCAUCAUUCGCCGGAGGAUCAAGGGCUCCAAGCUGUUCCCCAGGAAGAGAAAAAUAAGCAGUGGGAGCCAGGUAGAGGAGAGGUGUCGGGACCAGGGCCGGCCUGCAGAGGGCAGCAUGGAGAGCUCCAGCCUCCGCUUCAGGACAGAGGUCACUUCUGUCAUUGAGCCAGAGCCAUGCGAUGACCACACUGACCGUGACACAGCUGACAAGCUCUGGCGUCCCUAUUACUCUUACAAACCCAAGAAGAAGAGUAAGAAACUGAGAUCCAAACACAGAAAAGAGAGACGUCGUCUACGCUAUUCCAUGACAUCCUCAAUAGUGCCCAGGGCCAGAAAAGACUACGUGGAUAAAGGAUGCAGAAGGGCUGAAGAGAGCAUCUCCAGCGAGGGCACAGAGCUGAAACAACGUCUCAGAAACACCAGCCCAAAGACGACGUACACCUGUGACAUCUGUGCAAGCACUUUCAUAACGGCAUCGGGUCUGAGAGCACAUGUCAUUGGCUGCCACCCAACUUUCUGUCGGACCUGCGCAAAGCAGUGUCCCCCCAGGGAAACCUCCAGUGCCAGCUGCGAGGCCACUGAGGACAGCAGGGAUUACAUAUGCAAGAGCUGUAUGGAAAAUGGCUCCUGCUUUGACAACUGUGCUCGCAGCUCCAGCACAGAGAAGCGGUAUCGCUGCUCCUUCUGCCCCCAGCGCUUCCUCUACCUCGCAACCAAGAAGAGCCAUGAAAAAAAACACAAGGAGACAGCAGGAAAGGGGUACAGCAACGACAACUACCCCACAGUCCCAAAACGGCCAGCAACUUUGGACUUAGGCCUAAAUCUGAAAAAGCUUGUCAUCAAAACUGAGGAAGGGGAGGAUCAAUAUAGCAUCGACAAGGAGAGCAAAGUGCCAGCGGGAUCACUAGGCAGGUUCUCAACAGAGAAGAUAGAGCCUAAGCAUGAGGAAUGGGAGGACACGGGUGACUACAUGUCAGUGGCGCCCAAAAAAGAACAUCGAUUUAGAAUAAACAGUGAUGGACACUAUCAGAAAGAGAGAAACUCCAACAUGAAAACUCCGAUGUCACCCCCCUGCACUGACACCUUUUCUCUUUCCCCUUCAGAAAAGCAGGAUAGAAAGUCUAAAAAGCGCUUUGAACACAAACGGCAACAUCAGAAAAGCCUCACUUCCAAAAGGCAGAAGCAAGUAGACUUUAUGGGUAGAGAGACACCCAGUCAAAAGGCCCCUCUGACCACACCAGGAGAAGACAGUCAUUUUAGCUAUGGGCAGUCUUCUUCUACACAUCUGAAAAGAGAUUCCGUCACUAGGGGAACCACUCGCUCCUCGCCCAAGUCAGAGAAGUGUACAUACAGUGUAAAGAGGAGUCCUUUUAACAAAGAUAAUACUUAUCAUUCAGGAGGGAAAUACUUUUAAGUGACUAUAUGCCUAUGCAGUAAGUUGCAGACCAACAGUAAAAUACAUAUGUCAAUAUGCUGUGCUUGAUAUAGGUUAGUUUGCCCAAAAUAAUGGACCCAAACUAAAUCAAGCGCACCUCAAGUACUUUGAAAACAUAAUUGGAUUAUUAUGUUUUUGACCCGGGUCUGGAAAACAGAUAUAAUAAGUUGCCAAUGAACAGCAGAUAUUGAAUAUGAGGACCUAUGUCAAUUGCAUUUUCUUCAUUCUUAUAACACAAAUCUUUUUAAAAAAGGGGAUUUAUUUUUGUACUUUUUUCUUUGCUUUUUGAGACUUUCAUAAUGAUUGUGCGGUCCAUAUUCUAUACAUAUGCUAACUGUGCAUAGUUAUUUGCACUUUAUAGUAAUUCACAUUUUUGACUUUAUAGGCUACCAUUCAUAUAAAUAGUCUGUCCACCAAUGACAGCACCACAUGCACCAUCAAAAUGAAUGAGAAUCCCCAUGUGUGUCUUUCAAAAUAAUAUACAUGACGUGUUAAAGUUGACAGACUGACAAGUUGACAAACUGACAAGUUGACAAAAUGCAGUUUGUGUGUCAGAGGGAAUAACUCAUGAAUGAACAAGUAGAUCAUGACAAGAGGAGAGCACACAUGCCUGUUUUGAUAUUCACGUGUCUUGGGUUAUUUAGAUAAAUAAACAAUCAACCUGU